ACUGCCAAGUGCAUCCGCCAUUCACCCCACUUGCCCCACGCAUCCAUGCAUCACAAUGCUACGUCAGCGUAAACAAGCAGAGUUGUCAAUUCAACAACUUAUACCCCACCACGGUCAUCUGAACACCAACUUCGUCUACAGAGUGUGUUCACGAUAAAGUCUCAUACAAGAUGCAGUCCGGCAUCUCCGCUUCCCAAGAGCUCAAAUCUGCCCUAGGCAGCCUCAUAACAUCGACCAGCCAACGCGGCAUCCUAGCAACAAUCCAGAAGGAAACAAUUGUACCCAGCGGCACAAUAUCCUCGACUGCCUCGACUUUUGUCGACGAUCUCUCGAAUCUCCAACCCCACGUCAAGGACAAUGCGGCGUUGUACAUUCUCCUCCGCCGUGCCGACAGCCUGAACAGCUCAGAUAAGAGUCUGGUGGCAGUAACAUAUGUCCCCAAUGCGGCGCCAGUACGACAAAAGAUGCUCUUCGCAUCCACAAGGUUGACCCUUGUGCGCGAACUAGGCGGUGAACACUUUGCGGAAAGCAUCUUCACAACCGAGGCGUCGGAGUUGACGACCGAAGGCUGGGAGAAGCACGUAGCUCACACUGAGUCCGAGAACCCAUUGACGGCUGAAGAGCAGUCGCUGCAGGACAUCAAGGCCGCCGAGGCGCUGGAGAGCAGGGGCACGCGGGGCCAGAGUCUCGCUCAGGGCGGCAAGUUGGCAAUCCGUGCUGACAACGACGUCGCAGAGGUAUUGAAGAAGCUGGGCCAGGGAGGUGGAGACAACCUCGUGCAGCUGAGAAUGGAUGGUGCGUCUGAGACGUUGAAGCUGGUAUCUUCAUCGUCGGCUACGCCAUCAUCCAUCUCUGGGUCUAUCGAUACAAAGGAGCCGCGAUACGUGUUUUACCGCCACAACGACCCAGAUGCGUCGAUUGUUUUCAUCUCAACGUGCCCGAGCAGCGCGAAGAUCAGGGAACGCAUGAUAUAUGCUGCGAGUCGGGGCAACGUGGUGUCUCUUGCACAGAACGACGGUGGCCUCAAAGUGCUGAAGAAGCUCGAAGUCACGAAUCCAGAUGAGAUCACUGAGCAGAUAAUCAUGGACGAGUUCAAGGAGGAGAAGAAGGAGGAGAGUAAAGGAUUUGCCAAGCCUAAGAGGCCAGGACGCAGAUGAACAGGGCUUUCGUGAACAAAUUUUGGAUUGCAAUAAGCAUCAUAGAUUGAAGACGUAUGCUGGUGAAUACGUUUAAAACGAGAAAAAAUGGAU
Messenger RNA from Bipolaris sorokiniana ND90Pr, 1250 nucleotides. RefSeq lists its product as uncharacterized. The transcript has 2 exons. NCBI's taxonomy places the organism in Eukaryota, Fungi, Ascomycota, Dothideomycetes, Pleosporales, Pleosporaceae. Bases 171 to 1157 code for a protein of 328 amino acids. Gene Ontology annotation, cellular component: cytoplasm; actin filament. Gene Ontology annotation, biological process: actin filament depolymerization; barbed-end actin filament capping. The record is from RefSeq and is a predicted model, not a curated record. Gene Ontology annotation, molecular function: actin filament binding; actin monomer binding.